This is a messenger RNA of Diaporthe amygdali, 1428 nucleotides long. Its product is annotated as major facilitator superfamily transporter. NCBI's taxonomy places the organism in Eukaryota, Fungi, Ascomycota, Sordariomycetes, Diaporthales, Diaporthaceae. Bases 1 to 1428 code for a protein of 475 amino acids. Gene Ontology annotation, molecular function: transmembrane transporter activity. Gene Ontology annotation, biological process: transmembrane transport. The transcript has 4 exons. The record is from RefSeq and is a predicted model, not a curated record.
AUGGAUGAGACCACUCCGCUGCUGCCGGACGCCGCAACCGCUCCCAUUCCGAGAGAUGACCAAUUACACCGAGUACCGAGCAAGGACUUCGUUGAUUUUGAUCCCAACGGAGACGAUGAGAAUCCCAUAGACUGGCCGCAGGGUUACAAAUGGGGGAUUGUGACAUUGCUAUCCUUCAUGGCAUUCACGGUGACCUUUACGUGUAUCUCGGUCGUGCCAAUUGCAAAUACUAUCGUGGACGAUCUGGACCAUGGCAAAGCCGCCAGCUCUUCAAGUGUACUACUUGUAACCAUUUGGGAACUCGGCGAAGCGGCGGGUCCUCUACUUAUCGCACCUCUUUCCGAGCUGUAUGGACGGUACCCAGUUAUCAAUAUCGCCAACACGCUUUUUACAGCAUUCACGAUUCUCGCCGCCCUGAGUCCAUCCACGGGUGUGCUUAUUGUUGCGCGCGCGCUCACCGGUGUCGCAACCGCCACUAAUGUACUUAGUCCGGCUAUCGUUGGCGAUAUAUUUAUUUCUGAGAAUCGCGGCACGGCUAUGAGUCUGAUCUCGCUUGCCCCGCUGAUAGGGGGAGCCGCUGGCCCAGCAAUCGCUGGCGCUGUAGCUCAGACUUUGGGAUGGAGGAAGACGCUCUGGAUGAGUGCUGUCCUUGCCGGUGCCUGCGAGGUGGCGUUCUUGAUCUUCUUCCGGGAAACGUACAAGGUGGAGAUUCUCAAACGAAAAGCUGCCCGGCUCAGGAGAGAGACUGGCAACUUGGCACUCAAAUCUGAGUUUGAUGUCGAUGAAGGCGGGCACAGCUGGCAGCUCAUCGGAGAGUCCGUGUUGCGCCCCUUGAUUGUGCUCAAGAGCAGCUUUGUGCUACAGAUCCUGGCAUUGUUCGGCGCUUUCACUUUCACCUACUUUUACAUCAUGUCAACAAGCCUACCGCCAAUUUUACAGCAGUACUAUGAUUUCACGCCAGCUGCUACAGGCUUUGCAUUUCUUGCCUUCAGCAUCGGAUCGACCGUAUCUGUGUUUAUGUGCAACAUGUACCUCGACAAAGUCUACAUUAAACUGCGCAAUGCACACAAAGGGAUUGGACAGCCAGAGUACCGAUUGCCAUUCAUCAUCAUUGGCAGUAUACUCUUUCCCAUCCCUGUCCUGCUCUACGGCUGGGCGACGCAGUGGCACCUGCAUGUGUCCGUUCUACUCUUCGCCGUGGUAUUGCUAGGGAUUUUCCUCAUGUUCUCGUUCCUCCCAUUGAUGGCGUAUGUUGUGGACGCGUUCGGACUGUACUCGGCCUCUGCAGUGAGUGCUGUCAUUGUGACACGCUGUCUGAUAUCACAAAAUCUAUUCACCCAGAUCGAGAUCCCCUCAAGCAUCCCUGAUGAAAUGAGAGGCAAGUACCAGAACUUCGCGGGGCGAACUUUUCCGGUAGCCUCACAUUGA